Pteronotus mesoamericanus is the source of this 2301-nucleotide messenger RNA. It is a transcript of the gene MRS2, whose product is annotated as magnesium transporter MRS2. Gene Ontology annotation, molecular function: magnesium ion transmembrane transporter activity. The coding region runs from base 116 to 1411 and encodes 431 amino acids. The transcript has 11 exons. The record is from RefSeq and is a predicted model, not a curated record. Gene Ontology annotation, biological process: mitochondrial magnesium ion transmembrane transport. NCBI's taxonomy places the organism in Eukaryota, Metazoa, Chordata, Mammalia, Chiroptera, Mormoopidae. Gene Ontology annotation, cellular component: mitochondrial inner membrane.
AGUAGGCAGGACCGUACCCCGGGCGCCCGCGCAGGGUCGCGCAGGGCGGCUGACCCGGCAGUGUCCGGCAUGACGGGCUGGGCUCUCGCUUCUGCCCCCGCCUCGCUGCAGCGCCAUGGAAUGCCUGCGGAGCCUGCCCCGGCUCCUGCCGCGCGCGGUGGGGCUGCCCCGGCGCAGCCUGUGUGCUCUGGCCUGGGGCCUGGCCCCCGGGCGCGCCGCCGGACUCCUUGGCGGGAGCCGGACCGCGUCGCCGUGCGGACCCCGCGGGCCCCGCCUGGCAGGUGAAAUGCACCGGUUAAGGACGUCUGAUGCCUCUCAGGCCACGUUAGCCAGUGUAGCCCCCGUGUUUACUGUGACGAAAUUCGACAAAGACGGAAAGGUUACUUCUUUCGAAAGAAAGAAAACCGACCUGUACCAAGAGCUGGGCCUCCAAGCCCGGGACCUGCGGUUCCAGCACCUGAUGAGCAUCACCACCAGGAACAACAGGAUCAUCCUCAGGAUGGAGUAUUUGAAAGCUGUGAUAACUCCAGAGUGUCUUCUGAUACUAGAUUAUCGUAACUUAAACCUGGAGCAGUGGCUGUUCCGGGAACUCCCUUCUCAGUUGGCCGGAGAAGGUCAGCUUGUCACGUACCCUUUACCUUUUGAGUUCAGGGCCAUAGAGGCACUCCUGCAGUAUCGGAUCGGCACGCUUCAGGGGAAACUGAGCGUGUUGGAGCCCCGGAUCCUUGACACCUUGGAAGCGUUAGUGGAUCCCAAACACUCCUCUGUGGACAGAAGCAAAUUGCACAUCUUACUGCAAAAUGGCAAAAGCCUGUCUGAGCUGGAAACAGACGUGAAGAUGUUCAAAGAGUCCAUCCUGGAGAUCCUGGACGAGGAGGAGCUGCUGGAGGAGCUCUGCCUCACCAAGUGGAGCGACCCCGACGUCUUUGAGCAGAGCAGCACCGGCAUCGACCACGCGGAGGAGAUGGAGCUGCUGCUGGAGAACUGCUACCGGCUGGCAGAGGACCUGUCCAACGCGGCCCGUGAGCUGCGGGCGCUGAUCGACGACUCCCAGAGCGUCAUCUUCCUCAACCUGGACAGCCACCGCAACGUCAUGAUGAGGCUGAACCUGCAGCUGACCAUGGGGACCUUCUCCCUCUCGCUCUUCGGGCUGAUCGGCGUUGCUUUUGGGAUGAAUUUGGAAUCCUCUCUUGAAGAGGACCACCGCGUGUUCUGGCUGAUCACGGGCGUCAUGUUCAUGGGCAGCGGCCUGAUCUGGAGGCGGCUGCUGUCGUUCCUCGGGCGGCAGCUGGAAGCACCUCUGCCUCCUGCGGUGGCCUCUCUCCCCAGGAAGACCCUGCAGGCCGAUAGGAGGACGGGCGGGAGGCCAGACGGGCUGGGGCCCGGCAGGAGCGUCCUCACGGCCCGGUGAGAACCAGUCUCGUGUGUGCGUCGCAGGGGAGUCCUGGUCCCUCUGUAGAACCAGAAGCGCGGAAAAACCCGGUAUUUAAGUUACGUUGUCUGAUGAUGAAACACGGCAGUGACGAUUGAACGUGAUCGCUUUUUCAGAAUUCUGAGUAAACCAAAGUACUUGUUGUGUAAAAGGCCAAGAUUCUAUUUUCUACCAACUUAAAGAGCUCUUUUUACAGCCUUGUGAGACACGGAGGAGUUAAUGUGACGACUGUUGUAUGGAUUUUGUAUGUACUGAGAAAAGUCCAGCUUCAGGCUCAGCGCAGCCGGGACACUGGACAGACCCAGUCACGAGACCACGUGGCCGCAGUGCCCAGACCGGCGCCCUGUCGUCGCGAAUUUCCUUGCUCUCAGGGGACUGGACUGCUAGCGAAACACAGGUCAGCCUUAAAACAGACUCUGGAAGCUUGUGCUUCCAACCCACAGCCUCAUUCUCAUACCUGCUCCAGCCGUAUGUAAGGUGAAGAAAAAGAAGGGAAUGAUAGUACAGCAUCAGCUUUACAUGGAGUCUGACUGGUUAAAGUAUGUGGAGUUGAAGGAGAGAAUUCCCAUUCUGUCACUGGUUCGUAGCUGCUUUGGUCGUCCCCAACCUCCAGGGGGAGGAGCCAGCACCCUCCCCCCGACCCCAAGUGAAACUGUGUGGCCGCAUCCCUGUGUCCCCCCUCAGGCUGGCAGGUGGGCUUCCUAAGGCAGGGGAGCAAGACACGCUGGGUCUGUGGUCCCUUUUGUUCCCACAACCAGAGCUCUGGGGUCAGAACAAGUGGCUGAGCCCGGCCAGCCUCAGCGCAGCCCCCGCCUGGCCGCAGUGGGGGUCCUGGUGAAGGCUUACGGGGGGGCGCCGACCCUGUGAGG